This is a messenger RNA of Callorhinchus milii (elephant shark), 5838 nucleotides long. Its product is annotated as spectrin beta chain, non-erythrocytic 1-like. Lineage: Eukaryota; Metazoa; Chordata; Chondrichthyes; Chimaeriformes; Callorhinchidae. Gene Ontology annotation, cellular component: cell projection; cortical actin cytoskeleton; spectrin. Gene Ontology annotation, molecular function: actin filament binding; structural constituent of cytoskeleton; phospholipid binding. Gene Ontology annotation, biological process: actin cytoskeleton organization. The record is from RefSeq and is a predicted model, not a curated record.
GUGUGUGUGUGUGCGCGGUGUGGGGGGAGUGUCGGUGUGGGCGGUAGGCAGCAGUCUGCGGGCUCAGCAAGGUGUGCUCAGGACCAGCAGAGGACAUUCCCAAGUUGUCACGUUCCUGGAAUUUGGAGACGAGAGAGAGAGACACUGUUUUGCGGGGAGUGCACCAUUGCUUGGGUUAGAGUUGGAGAGAGCAUUAUUUAAAAAAAAUUGGUUUAGUUUUUAUUUGUCGACUUGAAGCAACAAGAAAAAGGGGGAGGGAAAGAACGAUAAAACAUCAAAAAUGCCUGAAGACAACUCCCUCCUUCUGGGUUUCUCUCCAGCCUGAGAUCUCGGCACUCUCUCUCUCCCUCACACUCACACGCUCGUGCCCACAGGCAGAAACAGAUGGAUCGCUGCUAACAACUCGUGGUGCACUGAACUACCUCCGACAGGAAUCCUGACUUGGGGGCAAGUUGUGCCUUCUGAUUUUAUUUUAUUUCCUUCACCCGCCUCCCUCCCCGUUAGUUCCGAGGUUGACUCGGGAGGAGGCUGAGAGAGAGCGAUGGAGGUGGCUCCCCUCUCCCCUGCAGCCUAUGUCAACGCAACUCAGUACUCCAAUGUCUUGGAGGGACGCUUCAAACAGUUGCAAGACGAGCGUGAAGCGGUACAGAAGAAAACCUUCACAAAAUGGGUGAACUCACACCUGGCCCGCGUGACAUGUCGCAUCACAGACCUGUACACAGACCUGAGGGACGGGCGAAAUCUCAUCCGCCUGCUGGAGGUGCUGUCAGGGGAACAACUGCCGAAACCCACCAAAGGCCGGAUGCGUAUUCACUGCCUGGAGAACGUGGACAAGGCUUUGCAGUUCCUGAAGGAGCAGAAAGUCCACCUGGAAAACAUGGGCUCUCACGACAUUGUGGACGGAAACCAUCGGCUGACCCUGGGCUUGAUCUGGACCAUCAUCCUCCGAUUCCAGAUCCAAGACAUCAGCGUUGAAACAGAAGACAAUAAGGAAAAGAAAUCAGCCAAGGAUGCCCUUCUGCUCUGGUGUCAGAUGAAGACAGCUGGGUACCCCAAUGUCAAUGUGCACAACUUCACCACCAGCUGGAGGGACGGCUUGGCUUUUAACGCAAUCGUCCACAAACACAGGUCUGAUCUGAUAGACUUUGACAAGCUGAAGAAGUCAAAUGCUCAUUAUAACCUGCAGAACGCUUUCAAUGUGGCCGAGCAGCAGUUGGGGUUGACAAAGCUGCUGGACCCAGAAGAUGUCAGUGUGGAUCAACCGGAUGAGAAGUCCAUCAUUACCUAUGUAGCCACAUAUUAUCAUUACUUCUCCAAGAUGAAGGCUCUGGCUGUGGAAGGCAAACGUAUUGGCAAGGUGCUGGACUAUGCCAUCGAGGCUGACAACCUGAUAGAGAAGUACGAGACUCUAGCCUCUGACCUGCUGCAGUGGAUCGAGCACACCAUCAUCACCCUGAAUGACCGUAAACUGGCCAACUCUCUGAGCGGAGUGCAGAACCAGCUCCAGGCCUUCAACACCUACCGCACCGUCGAGAAGCCCCCCAAAUUUACAGAGAAGGGGAACCUGGAGGUUCUGCUCUUCACUAUACAGAGUAAGAUGAGAGCCAACAACCAGAAGGUCUAUAUCCCCCGGGAGGGCAAGCUCAUCUCAGACAUCAACAAGGGCUGGGAGCGGCUGGAGAAAGCAGAGCACGAGCGGGAGCUGGCUCUGAGGACUGAGCUGAUCCGUCAGGAGAAGCUGGAGCAGUUGGCCCAUCGCUUCGACCGCAAGGCGGCCAUGAGAGAGACGUGGCUGAGCGAGAACCAGCGGCUGGUGUCACAGGAUAACUUUGGGGUUGACCUGGCUGCGGUGGAGGCGGCCACUCGCAAGCACGAGGCCAUCGAGACGGACAUCACGGCGUACAGCGAGCGCGUGCAGGCGGUGGCCGCCGUGGCCCGGGAGCUGGAGGCCGAGCGAUACCACGACGUAAAACGCAUCAACGUGAGAAAGGAGAACGUGGUGAGGCUGUGGGACUACUUACGAGAGCUGCUGCUGGCACGGAGAGAGAGGUUGGCACGCAACCUGGAGCUGCAGAAAAUCUUCCAGGAGAUGCUACACCUCAUGGACUGGCUGGAGGAUAUGAAGGGCCGGCUACAUUCCCAGGACUACGGGAAGCAUCUCCAUGGGGUGGAGGACCUGCUGCAGACUCACACCCUGGUGGAAGCGGACAUCGCAGUCCAGGCAGAAAGGGUUAAGAACGUCAACGCAGCAGCAGAGAAAUUUACCUCUAAAGAGGAAGAGUACAAACCGUGCGAUCCCGAGGUGGUGCGUGACCGGAUCGAUCACCUGGAUGAGAGUUACGGGGAGUUGUGCCGGCUGUGCUCGGAACGCUGGGAGAAGCUGGAGGAAUCCCGUAGGCUGUGGCGCUUCUUCUGGGAGAUGGGCGAGGAGGAGGCCUGGAUCCGGGAGAAGGCACAGAUCCUGUCGUCGGCCGAGCUGGGCAAGGACCUGAGCAACGUGACGCUGCUCAUCAGCAAACACAGCGCCUUCAAGGACGAAAUGAGCGGGCGGAGCGCGGCGCUGGGGCAGACCAUCAGGGCAGGAGAGGCACUGGUCGGAGAGGGGCACUUCGGCUCCAAGCAGGUGCGGGAGAAGAUCAUGGAUGCCCGAGCGCAGUGGGCCGGGCUGGAGGAGUUAGCCUCGCUCCGGGAACAACGUCUGAACGAGACUUCCAACCUCUACCACUUCCAGGCGGAUGCCAACGACAUAGAGGCCUGGAUCCUGGAGGCUCUCCGUGUUUCCUCAAGCUCCGAGGUGGGACACGACGAGUAUUCGACCCAGACGCUGGCCAAGAAACACCGGGAGGUGGAGGAGGAGAUCCUGACGCACAGACCAGCCAUCGACUGCCUUCACGAGCAGGCCAGGAGCCUCCCACUCGAGUUGGCCAGUUCCCCCGAAGUGGACGGACGUCUCCCGGCUAUCGAGCAACGCUACGAGGAGCUGGUGGCUCUGGCGCAGGAUCGGAAGCAGGCCCUGAUGGACGCCCUCGCCCUCUACAAAAUGUUUAGCGAGGCCGACGCCUGCACCCUCUGGAUUGAGGAGAAGAGUCAAUGGCUGGACGCCAUGGAGAUUCCCAACAAGCUUGAGGAUCUGGAAGUGGUUCAGCACAGGUUUGAGACGCUGGAGCCAGAGAUGAACAACCAGGUGUCUAACAUCGCCGCGGUCAACCAAGUGGCUGAGCAACUGCUCAACAGCCAACAGCACAACAAGGAGGAGGUGGCUGGGGUACAAGACCAGCUCAACCGCAGCUGGGACCAGUUCCGGGCUCUGGCCGAUCAGAAGAAAGAGGCGUUGAGCUCGGCCUUGAGCAUCCAGAACUACCACCUGGACUGUAACGAGACCAAAUCGUGGAUCAGAGAGAAGACCAAGCUGGUGGAGUCCACACAGAGCUUGGGCAAUGACCUGGCUGGGGUCACAGCCCUGCAACGGAAGCUGACAGGAAUGGAGCGUGAUCUGGAGGCCAUCGAAGGCAAGCUGGACGAUCUGCGUGAUGAGGCGGGCAAACUAGCGGCUGAACACCCAUCCCAGGCUCGGCCGGUGCUGUCCAGAUUGACGGAGAUCGACGGGGUAUGGGGCGAGCUGCGUGGUACCAUGAAGACUCGGGAGGAGUCGCUGGGAGAGGCCAGCAAGCUCCAGGAGUUCCUGAGGGACCUGGACGACUUCCAGUCCUGGCUCUCGCGCACGCAGACCGCCAUUGCCUCGGAGGACAUCGCCGGUUCUCUACCAGAUGCCGAGCGGCUCCUGGCUCAGCACGGCAACAUCAAGAAUGAGAUGGAUAAUUAUAAGGAGGACUAUCAGAGGAUGAGGGACGUAGGGGAGGAGGUGACCCGGGGCCAGACGGACCCACAGUACAUGUUCCUCCACCAGAGGCUGCAAGCCCUGGACACUGGCUGGACUGAGGUGCGGCAGAUGUGGGAGAACAGACACAACCUGCUGGCACAGGUGUACGGUUACCAGGUCUUCCUGCGUGACGCGAAGCAGGCGGAAGGCUUCCUCAACAACCAGGAAUACAUGCUGUCACACACGGAGAUGCCAGGGACCCUGGAGAUGGCCGAGGGAGCCAUCAAGAAGCACGAGGACAUCAUGACCACUAUGGAGGCCAACGAGGAGAAGAUAAACAGCGUGGUGGACUCGGGCAACAAGCUGGUCGCCGAGGGCAACGUUCACUCCGACAAGAUCCAGGACAAAGUCGACUCCAUCAACCAAAGGCACACAAAGAACCGGGAUGCAGCGAGGGAUGUAACUGCACGACUGAGAGACAACAGGGAACUGCAGGAGUUCCUGCAAGACUGUCAAGAGCUGACCCUGUGGAUCAACGAGAAGAUGCUGACAGCCCAGGACAUGUCGUACGACGAGGCCCGGAACCUGCACAGCAAGUGGCAGAAACACCAGGCCUUCAUGGCCGAGCUGGGCUCCAACAAGGACUGGCUGGACACCAUCCACAAGGAAGGGGAGCAGCUGAUGGCAGCCAAGCCAGACACAGAGCCUGUGGUGAGGGAGAAGCUGAAGGAACUACACACACUCUGGGACGAGCUGGAGUCCACAACCAAGACCAAAGCUCAGUGCCUGUUCGAUGCCAACCGGGCCGAGCUCUUCAACCAAAGCUGCACCGACCUGGACGCCUGGCUGGACACCCUGGUACUACAGCUGCACUCCGACGAUCACGGCAAGGAUCUGACCAGUGUCAGUAUCCUCCUGAAGAAGCAACAGAUCCUAGAGAACCAGGUGGAGGUGAGACAGAAGGAGGUGGCGGAGCUGAAAGGCCAAGCACAGGCCCUGGGGCAGGAGGAUUCCAACACGGUGGAAGUGGACUCCAAGCAGAAGAGAGUAGAGGAGAGGUUCAGAGAGCUGCUGCAGCCACUGCGAGAGAGACGAAACAAGUUGACCGCUUCCAAAGAGAGACAUCAGUUCAACAGAGACCUAGAGGAUGAAAUCUUGUGGGUGAAGGAGCGGAUGCCGCUAGCAACGUCAACAGAUCACGGAAACAACUUGCCCACCGUGCAGCUGCUGAUUAAAAAGAAUCAGACACUACAGAAGGAAAUCCAGGGACACCAGCCGAGGAUAGACGACAUCAAGGAGCGGGACAUCGCAGAGACCUUGGACGGGGUAAAGAGACUGGACUCGGAGGGUCUGAGCAGCCGGCUGGGAGACCUGCAGGAGAUGUGGAGGGAGCUGAUCAGGCAGACAGACCAGCGGGACACCCGGCUCCAGGAGUCACACCGGGCCCAGCAGUUCUACUUUGACGCUGCGGAGGCCGAGGCCUGGAUGGGAGAACAGGAGCUGCACAUGAUGUCAGAGGAGAAAGCCAAGGACGAGCAGAGUGCUUUAGCCAUGGUGAAGAAGCAUCAGGUAAUGGAACAGUCGCUGGAAGAUUACGAACAGACAAUCCACCAGCUCUCUACACUGAGCAGGGACCUGGUGUCUAGCAGUCACCCCGAGAGUGACCGGAUUACCCUGAGACAGUCUCAGGUCGACAAGCUGUACGCGGGGCUCAAGGACUUGGCGGAGGAGAGGAGAGGGAAAGUACAGGAGAGGCUGCGGCUCUGCCAGCUCAAGAGGGAUGUGGAUGAUCUGGAGCAGUGGAUCGCUGAGUGUGAGGUGGUGGCUGGCUCCCACGAGUUGGGCCAGGAUUACGAGCACGUCACUAUGCUGCGUGACAAGUUCCGGGAGUUUGCCCGGGACACGAGCAGUAUAGGGCAGGAGCGUGUGGACGGGGUGAACGGCAUGGCUGACGAGCUGAUAGACUCCGGCCACUCUGAGAACGCCACGGUGGCCGAGUGGAAGGAUGGGCUGAACGA